AAUACAACUUCCGGUUUAUAGAGGAAGUUUUCAUUCAGGAAAGAAGAUGUGCGCUCGGAGCGCUGUGGAAAUGGCUCUUUUAUCACUGGACUAGUCUUAGUCUUUCCGUUUUAUUUAUGUUUUCUGUUGUUUUUUGUUUUUAUUAUGUUCUUCUGUAUAUAGCAGUCGUUUCGCUCUCAAACUUAAGGAGUAAUUACUCAGUUUCCAUCAGCCACGAUGCCCCAUGAAAAAGGUCCUCUGUCUCGUGUGACUGACGCUGGCACUGUCUCUGUGGACCACAGAAAAGCUCUGACAAUCACAGCGGGGGCAAAGCUUGACAGCUCUCAAAUUGGAAAUCCACUGAAAAUCCACAAGAGGAAAGGACUCUUUGAUGAAUGCGCAGAUGCAGACGUGGCAAAAAGUGCCAGAAAGCACCCCAAGGUGAGGAAGAUCCACUGGACACAGCUGGCAGCCAAUGGAGCGUCACUGCAUCGCCAUAAUGGGAGACAAGCAGAUGAACAUGACCAGAAUGAUUCAGUGAUGCUGGACAUUAAGAGGCGACAGGUGAAAGUGAUCUUGAAGGACGUUCUCCAGACAGAAGAAGGGCAGAGAUACCUCAGUAGCUGUGGGAGUGAUACCAAUGCAAAGACACAGUCACCACUUAAAAGAGGACCCAGGGAGAGGCGGAGUGAGAGAGGACCCUCAACAGAGCACAGCACAGUCAGGAGGAGAGCUAGUGUACCUCGCAAGGACCAAACUAAGUUUUCACCUCUCAAACUCACCACCUGUACAUCCUCUAAAACGACUGACACUGUGUGUGCUGAGGAGAAUGAUAUGCACCUUCCCAAAGAAGUCCAAACUCCAGCAGCCAAAAGAUGCAAAAGAUUCAACAAUUCAGUGAAACAAGCAGAACAUAAUGCAUCUGAUGAGGAAGAGUCCUGUUCACUUAAAGAAAGUGAAUCUUCAAGCAAAGAAAGUCACCCAGAGAGUGAGUUAUGUCCAGUUGAGGAAGAUGACUCUCUGAGGCCUGCGAGUGUCAGUCCUCUUCAUUCUGAAGAAGCUGAUUCAGAGCAAAUCUCUGAAAAUUUUAUCACAGCCACACACACUCCAUCAAAAGUUAAGCAGCCAAGCGGCUUUCGCAGAACGGAAUACCAGGACUCAGAGAGUGAAGCAGUUCCCACUCAGCAAAAUACCAGCAAGGAUGAAGCACAAGAAUGCGCAGAAGUUAUGGGAGAAAAAGAGGGAGAGAUUGAACAGGAGAGAGAGGAGGAGGAUCUGCUAUACCAGAAUGGAGAAGUGCUAGACGAAAGGGGCGGAGCCAGAGGUAGCGUCCUACGCCUGUCCACAGGGGCAACUGAGGGCCAGUUGGCUGAUGGAGAAGUCACACCCAAAUCCAGUCAAAUAGCAGGCUCUUCAGAUAAACACAUCGUUGAUUCAGAGCUUGUGGAAGUCAGACAGGCCUCUAAACCACAAACAACUGAACCAAUUAUUCUUUCCAGUGAGGAGGAGGAGGAGGAGGAGGAGAAUCGUGUGACAUCGCAUGUCCCUACACUAGAGGGAGCCAAAGAUCCACAUAGGCAACAAAAGCCUAUACAGGCCAUGGAGAGAAAAAAGAUUCCAGAUGCACACAUUCAUCCCUCUGAUAUGAACAGCCAGGGUUCCAGCUUUGAGGCCUCUGCUUUAAGUGGUUGUCCGGUGAUGGAGCUUCAGUUCUCUGCCCUCUACAUGGGCAGCCUCAGUAUUUUGACUAAUGGGCUUGUAAAGAUCACAGAUGAUAGGAUCACCAUUUCAUGUAAAGAGCCUUCAGGUUCUGAGGUAAAAGCUUCCUUGGCGACAGCACACGUACGCAAGUACAGCGUGUGGGAUGGGCUUUUGGUGCGGGACAGUCGUUUAGCAAAAGAAAAUGAAGUGCCACCUCCAUCUGUCCUCCUCUUAUGGCUGGCUGAAGUUCAAGCACGACGCCUAUCCAGCGACUUGUGUGUCUUUCAGCCAGGGACACGCCCAGCUGAGGGUAGCACGUGUGUUGUGCUGUGUGUGUCUGAACCCUUGAAUGGAGUACAGGGUGCACUGCUUGCCUCUAUAAUGGACAUUGUAGGUCUCAGACAUGGAAAUACUGAGCUUCUGUCCCCACUCACACACCCCGACAGUCUGAAGCUUCUGCAGAGCAGCCGAGACUCACACAUGUUCCAACUGCUGCUUCCCAGGGCAGAGGCACACCCUGUCUUGUGUGAGUCCGGGACUGCGCCAGCACCAGCGAGCACAACUACAACCUCGGCUAAGGCCCAGGACUCGGAUGCCCAGCCAGACUCCAGAGUUUACACAUUAUGUCAAAGCAGUAGUCAGAGUGCUUACAGUGUGUCCUUAGCGCAUAAUCCUGGAGCAGACUGGACUCCAUACCGGCACUGUGGCCCUGCACGCAGGUUGAUCCAGUUUCCUCCGCCACCGUCUAAAGGAGCCAUAACUGUGACCACUGAGGACCUGGAAUGCUUAGAUAGUGGGGAGUUUCUCAAUGACGUCAUCAUCGACUUCUACCUCAAGUAUCUGUUGGUGCAGAAGGCACCUCAUGCUUCAGUGAGAAGAUCUCACGUUUUUAGCAGCUUCUUUUACAAACAGCUCACACGGCGUGACAAUGCCAAUGAAGACAGCACCAGCACACCAGCCCAGCUCAGGAGGCACCAGCGGGUAAGGACAUGGACACGUCAUGUGGACAUCUUUGAGAAAGACUUCCUAUUUGUGCCUGUCAAUCAAGAAGCUCACUGGUACCUAGUAGUUGUGUGUUUUCCUGGGCUGGAAGAGCCACAGUAUGUGGAGAGAGGAGGCCAUGCCUCAGUGCAUGAUGGGACUGAAAACUCCAGUGAUACCACAGCGCAGAGUGAAUCUCAGCAUGGUGAUGGGGACGUAAAUUCAGAUGAAAACUCUUCAAGGUCUAUUUCUGCUCCUGGUCCACCAACCUGCACAGAAAAAACCUGUAAACGACAGACUGUCUGUAAGAGACCCUGCAUUCUCAUUAUGGACUCUCUGAAGCUGUCUGUUCAUGAGCGUAUCUUCAAGCUCCUGCGCGAGUAUCUACAGGCGGAGUGGGAGGUAAAAAGAGGUGGACAUCGAGACUUCAGUGCAGAGCGGAUGGUGGGCUCCCACUGCAGAGUUCCUCUGCAAGACAACAGUAGUGACUGUGGUCUUUAUUUACUGCAGUAUGCAGAAAGCUUUUUACAGGAUCCUGUAGUGCACUUUGACCUUCCACUGAAGCUAGAGUGUUGGUUUCCACGACAGAAAGUGCGUGAGAAGCGAGAGGAGAUUCGAGAUCUUGUGUUGCACCUGUACCGAUUUCAGCAAGGCUCUCUGGGAAAUGACAGCUCAGAUGAUGGAAAAGAAAUAGGAAAUAUAGUUUAGUAGCGUGGAGCAUUAAGGAGAAUACACUUAUUUUUCCUUACUUUUAUUUAUCACAUUUUAUUUCAUUGUUCUUAGGUCUUCUAUGUGUUUUUAUGCUUUUGUACACCUUAAUGCAAAAACUGUAAUAAAUUUUUCAUCAUGAUGUGAAA
Messenger RNA from Pangasianodon hypophthalmus (striped catfish), 3518 nucleotides. RefSeq names its product SUMO specific peptidase 7 (gene senp7). Gene Ontology annotation, cellular component: nucleus; cytoplasm. Gene Ontology annotation, biological process: protein desumoylation. The transcript is spliced from 21 exons. NCBI's taxonomy places the organism in Eukaryota, Metazoa, Chordata, Actinopteri, Siluriformes, Pangasiidae. The record is from RefSeq and is a predicted model, not a curated record. The coding region runs from base 217 to 3369 and encodes 1050 amino acids. Gene Ontology annotation, molecular function: SUMO-specific endopeptidase activity.